AAGUCCGAUAGAUGUCGCUUACAAAUGUGAACUCGAGAGAAACAUUGCCGAUUAGCUCGACAGAUUUCAAAAUAUAGUGAUACUGAGUGUGAGUGCAAGAAACUGUUUCAACUCAGUGAGUGGGUGAAUACGAACUCGAACAAAAUGGAGAUCUAUCCGUGGAUGUUCAUUUGUUGCAUUUCAUUGUAUAAUGUGAAAGUAAGUUCGGCAGUAACCACGGGACUAAGGUGGGUCCGAGUGAACGUACCACAAUACAGGGUACCAGGCGAAACAGCGAUGCUUCAGUGUGACUAUGACUUGGGUAAUGACACACUCUAUGCUGUCAAAUGGUACAAAGACCACGAAGAAUUCUACCGAUUCGUUCCGAAAGCAAAACCACAGGCCAACUGGUAUGAAGUUGAAGGUGUUCACGUUGACGUGACCAAGUCUGAUAGUAGAAAAGUGGUGAUCCAUUCAGUGAGUUGGAAGACUAGUGGUAUCUUUCGCUGUGAAGUAUCUGCCGAAGCUCCAUCAUUUGCGUCUGCCCAGAGUGAAGCUAAAAUGGAAGUUGUCG
Leptinotarsa decemlineata (Colorado potato beetle) is the source of this 553-nucleotide messenger RNA. RefSeq names its product cell adhesion molecule 2-like. The record is from RefSeq and is a predicted model, not a curated record. Lineage: Eukaryota; Metazoa; Arthropoda; Insecta; Coleoptera; Chrysomelidae.